AUGAGGCGCGGCUCGGGCUCAUCUUUGGCGCGCGCACAAAGCGGCAUUCCCACGGGCUCCAGUGGCGACGGCACGGCUACGUUAGGGGGCGGCGCUGGCAGCUUCAGCUUCAACCCGAGUGGUGCACCCUCGUCGGCCACGGCCACUGCCUUCCCCUCCUUCUCCUUCUCCAGCACGCCACCCUCUUCUUCUUCUUCUGCUCUCCCCGCCUUUUCCUUUGCCCCGUCAGCGUCAGCCUCGCAGGCUUCUCCUUCAUCACCGGCGCCGCCGCCCGCGUCGUCGUUCACGUUCGUCGGUCACAACCCCCAGCCCCAGCCUCAUGAGGCCCAGCCGCAGCAGCGAGCAGCGCAGAUCGGGCCGCCUUCGCCCUACGCGCACGCGGCGCCUGGCGGCGGCGUCGGGCCAUCAUCGCCCGCAGCAGCGGCCGGCGCGGAGCAACCGUGGGAGCCCACCUUCAAGCGCGAGCACAAGGACGAGUCGCCCGUCGGCAACCUCCUCCGCAGCACCACCGCGAUUCUCAACAAGAUCGGUCCGCGCAACUUUGACUCGAUGGUGCGCGAGCUGGCCGAACAUGUGACCGGGCGCUGCGUGCACGACGGCAGACAGGGCGUGUGCGGGAACGGCAUCGCGGGCGUGCAGCAGCUGGAGAUGUUCAGCCGCGUCAUCUUCGAGAAGGCCCUCGAGGAGCCCAACUUCAGCGACGUCUACGCCCACGUCUGCCGCGCCAUCUCGCCCCUCUGCCCACGCUUCGACGACGCCACCUUUGAGUUCUUUAUGAGCUCCAUGUGCGAUGGUGAGGUGGUUGAUUACCUGGAGUUUGAGGAUGAUGAGGAGGACACGGACGACGAAGGCGACGACGGCGACGACGACGGCGAAGCGGCGGCCCAGCUCAAGCAGCAUAUCCUGGAGCGCAAGGCCGAGUUCCGGCGGCGGCUGCUGGGCAACCUAAAGUUCGCGUCGGAGCUGUACAACUGCGGCAUGCUGUCGACCGGCGACCUGCUCGACAUGGUCGACUACGUCGUCGACCACGCCGAGCUGUGCUGCUACUUCAUGCGCCACGCCGGCCGCAUGCUCGACUUCCGCACCGACGACGCCGUCGAGCACGGCCGAGUCCAGCCGCCUUUCUACGCAUCGCGCGAGGAAGCGAAUGAUGCCAAGCCGUACAUAGACAGUAUCUACGCGCGGCUCGCAAAGAACCUGGAAGACCACAAGUUGCCCACUCGCAUCAGUUUCAUGAUCCAGGACCUGCUGGAGGAGCGCAACAACCACUGGGAGAAGGUGCCGCCCAGUGCGCCGCAGCCGGCCGCCGAAGACCCGCCCCGCAGGCCUCCCAUCACCGUGCGCCGUUCCCUCGCCGGCAAGCCGCCAGGCCCCGGCGCCGCCACUUCUCCGCCCACAUCGCGCGCUGCCCACGCCGCAGCCGCAGCCGCACCGGCCUCGCCAGCUCGCCCCGCCAACGUACCGACCCAGCCGCAGUCGCCGCAGUCUCCUGCGCAGGCGAGAGCGCCCGCUGCUGCGACUACGACGGCGACGAUGGAGUCCAAGCGCGAGCAGGUGCGGCUCAUCGCCGGCUCGAUCGUGCGGUCCCUUAAGGAGGCGCUGCAGUGGGCCGACGACAACGAGCGGCGGAUGGACGCGCAGCCGGGCAUGCGCACCGUGGCGCGGGUGGAGGAGCUCAACCGCGCGUUCCUCAUCCGGGUGAGCGAGGCCCUCGAGCGCAUGCAGCGCCAGCACGGCGAGGUGCCCUUCCUGCAGAACCUGAUCGCCGUCAUCGCCGCCUACGCGCGGGACACGGCCAAGACCGGCGGCGAGCGCGGACCCUACCAGCCGGCCAACAUCGCGCGGCUCAAGGGCACGCUGGCCGACCGGGUGGCCCAGGUCGAGCAGGUCAUCAACCAGUCCUCGAGCGCCCAACCGGCGGGAGGUGCCACGUCAGCACCACGACCCGCGGCGGCUGCUGCCCCGGCGGCGGCGGGAGCGACGAUUGGUCAUCAGCAGCCUCCGCCGCUGGCGGCGGCGAGUGCGCUCGCGCGGCCGCCGGGGCCGGCGACCGGUGCGAUGGGCGCGGGACCGCCGCGGGAGGUGCAGCGAGCGCCUGCACACGCGCCAGCGCCGGCGCCCGCAGAGCUGCCGCCCGGCUGGGUCGACCCCGAUCUGCACCAAUUGACCGCAGGCCAGCCACUCGACAGGCUGCUCCGCCGAUGGGAGGAGGAGCUGGUCGCCAAAGCUGCCGAUCUCGAUCGCCGCGCGAAGGCGGUGGCCUCCUUCGACAGGGUCUGCGUGGGGCUCGAUCGCUCGAUGGCGGAACUGGUGACCAACAUCGACCAAGUGACCAUCGCCCAGACCGAGGUCGACCAGGGACUUGACCUCAUCCUACGACACCAAGAGAGCUUUUACGCGAUCCUAUGCGACCUGCAGGAGGAGGCGGAGGCCACGCUCACCGAGGGCGACGCCGACCGCCAGCGAGAGCGGAGCUACGACUCGGCGAAGGAGGUGGACAAGGGACUCCACGACGUGGAGCUCACACUCAAGGGCCUGGUCGAGGACUUCAACAGCCAGCUCGUGCAACGACGGACCACCCAGGAGCAAAAGGUGGUGGAGUUGGAGGAGAUCCUGAACAACAGCCUGCACGCUCUGCAGUGGAUGUCCGCCACCGGCAGUUGCCUGGAGCGAAAGCUGCGACGCCUCCAACGAGUCGAGACCGACCCAACCUACGCCGCGUAG
Molecule: messenger RNA, 2724 nt
Organism: Acanthamoeba castellanii str. Neff
Lineage: Eukaryota; Discosea; Longamoebia; Acanthamoebidae
Product: MIF4G domain containing protein
Exons: 9
Coding region: 1-2724 (907 amino acids)
Molecular function (GO): RNA binding; protein binding
Source: RefSeq, a predicted model, not a curated record